Messenger RNA from Saprolegnia diclina VS20, 1100 nucleotides. RefSeq lists its product as hypothetical. Gene Ontology annotation, cellular component: cytosol; nucleus; elongator holoenzyme complex. The coding region runs from base 21 to 1037 and encodes 338 amino acids. The transcript is spliced from 5 exons. Gene Ontology annotation, biological process: tRNA wobble uridine modification. NCBI's taxonomy places the organism in Eukaryota, Oomycota, Saprolegniomycetes, Saprolegniales, Saprolegniaceae. The record is from RefSeq and is a predicted model, not a curated record. Gene Ontology annotation, molecular function: tRNA binding.
CACCAUUGAAAUCGCCGAGCAUGGUGGCCGGGCGGACGACCAAGAAGGAGACCGACGUCGAGAGCUUCUUCAAGCGCAAGCUGCCGCGGGCGUCAGCAGGUGACGCAACCGCCCUCGUCUUGAUCGAGGAGCACGAAGCCGCGCUCGGCGCCGGGCGCGUGCUACUGGAGCACGCUGCCACGCUCGUGGCCGAGGCCGCUUCACUCCGCGUCCUGCGCAUCCAGCUUGAGACGUACAUGGCGCCACGCACGCGCGACGACGACGACAACGACUGCGUCGUUGAGGUGCUCAACUUUACCGGCGACCUUGGCGGCUGGCUCGGCGACGCGAUGGCCAACGUCCUCGCCAGCGUCACCGCGGCCACUGCGCAAAGCGCGACGCCCGUGCUCCUCUUCCUCGACUCGCUCACGCCGUUGCUGCAAGCCGGCUCGUUCCACGCUGCGCUCCAGUCGCUCCGAACGCUCCUCUCUCUUGCCAACGUCGUCGGCCUCGUCGCUCGCUACAAUGCGUCGCUGCAUCCCAAGCACGUUGUCCACGCCCUGCGGGCGCAAGCGACGGCGUUUCUCUUGGUCGAGACGCCCGCGUCGAUCGCCGCGUACCAUUUCCUAUCGAAAGAAAGCAAGCGCACCGUGCCUUCGACCAUGGACGGCGUCAUCGUCUUCCUCCGCAAGGUCAAGAAUGGCACGUCGACCGAGGCGACAGACUGCUUUCGGCUGCCGCCACGUACAACGCAUGGCCCGUGCAUGACGCUGUUCUCUUGGGACGAUGCCAUCCAUGAAGCCAAGCACUUGGCCGAGCCGGCCACCUCCUCGAGCGCUUCUUCUGACGCGCCCGACCUCGUGUCGACGCUUGCGCCCGACGUGAGCUUCAACUUGCGCAUCUCCGAUGCCGACCAAAAGGCCAAGGACCAAGUCCAGCUGCCCUAUAUGCAAACGUCAGCAUCGUCGGCGGGCGCACCCAAAGCCGCACUCUUUUACAUUGACGAAGACGACCCGGACUGGGACGACGACGACCUCGACGACGACCUCGACAUUUAAUGCAUAUACUUUGUGAUUACAGUUAAAGGAUGGAAGGGUUGCGCGACCGGGACUCGAACUGGC